GUUAGGUGGAUCAUCGAUCCAUGCAAUAUCAUUGACCAUUUUGCGUUAAGUGAUAAUAGAGUUGGUUGGGUAUGGCUUCCAUGAUUUCCUUGUUCAACAGACCUCCUCAACCUCAACUGCUUCAUGUGAAGCCUCAAGCUCCGGCGAAGAAAUGGAGGAUGGUGGUGGUUUCAGCAGGGCAGAACCCUAGGAAGAAAUUACUUGCAGAGGAGAUGAAAAUGGCGGCGAUGAAACUGCAUAAGAUAAAGCCGGGGGAGAAGGAGCCGGCCGGCAUGGCUAUUGCUAGCUGGGAGCCUACUCUUGAUGGCUACUUGAGAUUCUUGGCGGAUACUAAGCUGAUUUAUGAAGCUCUCGAGAAUAUUGUCGACCGUGCUGUCUUCCCUCAAUAUGCAGAAUUGAGGAAGACAGGGCUGGAGAGAUCAGAGAGAAUUGCAAAAGACAUGGAGUGGUUUGAGCAACAAGGGCAUCUCAUCCCACACCCAUCCUCUCUUGGAAUAAACUAUGCUGAAUACCUCAAUCAAUUGUCUGAAAAUGAACCGCACGCCUUCCUUUGCCAUUUCUACAUGACUUACUUUGGCCACACUGCCGGUGGUACGAUGAUUGGGAGAAAGGUGGAGGAGAAGAUUCUCAACGGCAAGGAAUUGGAGUUCUACAAAUAUGAAGGAGAUCUGCCCCAACUAUUGCAGAAUGUUCGAGAUAAGCUCAACACUCUUGGGGAAGGAUGGAGUCGGGAGGAGAAGGAUCGAUGCCUUGAAGAGUUUCAGAAUUCGUUCAACUUUGGGGGCGAUAUACUUCGUCUUGUGCUACUCCACUGAUCACUAUCAUGCAUGGAUAUGGGUUCACAUACAAACUCAUCUAAGUCGAUGCUCAGCAUUGAUUUCAUUUACAAUAAUGUUUCUCUUUUUUCCUGUUGAUUUGGGAAAAGGGAGAGCGGUGAGGUUUGAACCCUAAACGUAAGUGUUUACGGACUGAAGUAGGCAUUGCAUGAAUGUCUCCUUUAGGACAAAAUAAUAAUGUUUAUUUGCUGUAUUGCUUUUUAUUUCUAUGAUUAAUACAUUUAUGACAA
Messenger RNA from Salvia miltiorrhiza (redroot sage), 1066 nucleotides. RefSeq names its product heme oxygenase 1, chloroplastic-like. The transcript is spliced from 5 exons. The record is from RefSeq and is a predicted model, not a curated record. NCBI's taxonomy places the organism in Eukaryota, Viridiplantae, Streptophyta, Magnoliopsida, Lamiales, Lamiaceae. The coding region runs from base 72 to 815 and encodes 247 amino acids. Gene Ontology annotation, biological process: phytochromobilin biosynthetic process; heme oxidation. Gene Ontology annotation, molecular function: heme oxygenase (decyclizing) activity.